Messenger RNA from Mollisia scopiformis, 1498 nucleotides. Its product is annotated as acid protease. The record is from RefSeq and is a predicted model, not a curated record. Lineage: Eukaryota; Fungi; Ascomycota; Leotiomycetes; Helotiales; Mollisiaceae. The coding region runs from base 34 to 1404 and encodes 456 amino acids. Gene Ontology annotation, biological process: proteolysis. Gene Ontology annotation, molecular function: aspartic-type endopeptidase activity. The transcript is spliced from 2 exons.
UGACUAUCAGUCGCCAAACCUUAAACUUCCAACAUGAAGCUGUACGCACUUCUAGCCCUGGCCGUGGCCAUUCCUGCUUCCAAUGCGCUCGUCAAUCGUGCUCCGGUACCUGGCGUUGUCUCAAUUCCCUACUCCCGGAGCCUAAGCCCGCUUCAACGACGCAAUUCAUUUGUUGAUCUAUCUGUUGGUGCAACAUACGCCAAUUACAUCGUCAAUAUCACUGUCGGCACACCUGCGCAACCAAUCACUCUCAGUCUGGACACUGGAAGCAGUGAUACCAUUCUACUGAACAAAGAAUCGUCCUUUUGCGUCACCAAUGCAGGCUACUGUCCAAGCGUAGGAUACUACAAUGCGAACAAAUCCUCUACAUACAAGUACAUCGCCAGCAACUUCUCCAGUAACUUUGGUUUUUCCAGUCAAGGGCAAGGAAGUGGGGCAUCUGGUGAUGUUGCGACAGACACAUUCGACGUUGCUGGCGCCACACUGAAGAAUCAGCAAUUCGACAUUGCAUAUGGAAAUGCCACUAUCGCAUUCAGCAUCCUGGGGUUAUCAUACGCCUCGGGCGAAAAUCAGUAUCCAUACAACAACUUUCCUCUCUCUCUCGCCAAGUCAGGAGCCAUCAACCUUCCCCUCUUCAGUCUAUGGAAGAAUGCUGUCGACAGCCACGACGGGCAGGUGCUUUUCGGAGGUGUAGACACAGCACAAUAUACUGGUAGCUUACUUACUCUGGAUACGCAAACAAGGACCGGCUUCCCGGCUCCUGUUGCGUUUGAUGUGCUGCUCAACGGUGUCGCACUCUCCGGAAACUCAUCCUUUCCCGCAGGCUCCACAGGAUCGGUGUUGCAUGUUCUCGACUGUGGGACUGCAUAUUCCAUCCUGCCCAACGACUGGGUCCAGCCCAUCUACGACCAGUUCGGUGUCACGUACUUCACUGCCAACGAUACUGCAUAUGUUGACUGCGCUCUUGCGAAUUCACCUUACACCAUCGACUUCACUUUUGGCUCUCUUACCAUCCAAGUUCCGAUCAAGGUCAUGGUUUCUCUCCGCUCGAUAAACCCAAAUAUCUGCACAUUUGGCAUAGUACCAGCAGGUACAAGAAUCGCGCUUUUGGGAGACAACUUUCUGAGCAGCAGCUACACGGUCUUCGAUUUGAGCAACAAUCAGAUCUCUCUGGCAGCAAGAAACUUUGACGCAACCACAGAUAGUAUCAUCGCUGUUCCAUCUGGCGGAGUGAAAGCCAUCAGUACUUCAGCUACAGGUACAACCCCAAGUUCAACAGGGACAACGACAGGAACAUCUGCCACUUCGACUCCGACGAAGAAAUCGAGUGCACCCGCAUUGUCUCUUUCUCCUGCUACGAUUGGCGUGGCGUUUAUCGUGGUACUGUUCGCUUUUUGUUUCUAGAGUUGUUUAGUUGACUUAACAUCUCUGUCGAGAUGUAAUGAUAAUGUAGAUAUUCAGCUUGCAUACAUACAUCCUUGCCACUAAAGCAAAAACC